AAGUUAUUUUAUAGUAGUCUGUAGCAUAACUCAUAAGUUUAAGUAUUAACUAUUAAGUAGUUUGUAGGUAUACCGUCUACCGAUUGGUCGUCUGGAUUGUAGUUUUCCUUAUUCGUAAUAAUACAUUGCACUUGUACAUCUUUUAUCAUAACUCAUAAUAAUAGGUAUAGAAACUAGAAAGUCUGAAUAAUGAUCACGAAUACAGACACAUUUUGUGAAAUAUUUGGAAUGACCAAACAAAAGUUAUGCCGACAAAUCGAUAACUUAAUGGUAAUAAUGGACCAGACCUACAACGAUAAUGAACUUAAACAACGCAUCGAUGCAAUAAAAUUAACCAUUCAAGAUCGUAUGAAAAUAAAUUCUGGAUUUGUUUACGUUUUCGGAUCUCGAGUCUAUAAGUUGGCUACAACCGAUAGUGAUUUAGAUUUAUACUUUGACGUUGGUGGUUGUUUUACAGGGAAAAUUGCUGACUCUCGAAUAAAGCAACUUCAGCUAGUAGACUUGUUUAUUGAAUCUUUCGAAAAAUCAGAAGAUUUUAUUAAUAUAGUAACUCUUAAGGACGCACGAGUACCUAUAGUACGAUUUCGACAUAAGCCUACCAAUCUGAAAUGCGAUCUAUCUUUUAGAAGUGGCCUUACUGUGCGGAACAGUAGUCUUGUAAAAUUAUAUUUAUCUUUGGACAAAAGAGUACAAUGGGUUGUAUGUGUUAUUGUCAAACAAUGGGCUCUAACUCACGAACUUAUAAACGACAAUUUGUCGAGUUUUGCAAUUAUUUGGUUAGUAUUGUUUGUUCUAAUCCGUCAAAAAGUCGUACCGCCAACAAUAGAGUUUUGGAAAAUGUCUACAAAACACGAACCAAAUUUUGUUGAAGGUUGGGAUACGAGUAUUUGUGUUCAAGAAAUACGUGUGCCUACAUUGACAACGGUUAAUUUGCAUACAUCUAAAUGGGAUCUGCUCCGUAGUGUGUUCGAGUUUUACUCGGAUACUACCACGCUAAAAAAUUAUGUACUGUGUCCCGUGCUCGGCCAGUUAAUUCCAAAGUCAACAUUCUACAAAGAUUUCUUAACGAAAUCUAGCUCGGAAAAAAACUUUCGUUACCAAAGAGAAAUGUUUGGAAGAACAAAGACAAUCGUAGACACGAAUUUUGGAUGUUCUAGUAGGAUAGAAAUACAAAAUCCAAUAAAACUUUGCAACAACGUUAGUCAUUGGCUUUUAGGAAAAGAUAUGAAUAAUUUUAUUGAUUUGUGUGUGCAAUCUGCUAAAUGUAUGAAAUAAAACCUACGCCCUAUUAUACUAAUAUUUAUAUUAGUUCAAAAUAUGUUAAUGAUUAUAAAAUUAUGUAUAUUAUAACUUUGUGUUGUAACUUUCAUUGUCAGUUGAUUUAAUAAAAUUGAGUAUUGCAUUAUUCGAA
Molecule: messenger RNA, 1411 nt
Organism: Adelges cooleyi (spruce gall adelgid)
Lineage: Eukaryota; Metazoa; Arthropoda; Insecta; Hemiptera; Adelgidae
Product: terminal uridylyltransferase Tailor-like
Exons: 5
Coding region: 190-1275 (361 amino acids)
Biological process (GO): mRNA 3'-end processing; mitochondrial mRNA polyadenylation
Molecular function (GO): poly(A) RNA polymerase activity
Source: RefSeq, a predicted model, not a curated record